AUGCCGUGGUUCUACUGCGACGAUUGCGGGGACACCAUCAAGAAGCCGAAGAUCCAGAGCCACACGUUCCAUCUCACCUUCGACCAAGAGACCGUCAAGGGUCACACGUCGUGCGUAACGGAGCACGAGAAGUACGCGGAGGGCGCCACCAAGCCCGGCGGCUACGCAGCGUCGGGGUUCCGGGACGAUGCGGGGGGCAAGAAGGCGAAGGGCCCCGGGGGCGAGAACGGCGAGGUCGUCGGGGCGGAGUACCUGAGCCAGCGUCCGCCGUGGCGGUGUUCCCUGUGCAACGUCACGUGCACGUCGCGCGACACGCUCCAGUCGCACGGGCAGGGCACGAAGCACUGUCGCAAGGGCACAGAGGAUGGGGCCGGUGGUGGGUCGGCGCGCGAGGGGGGGGGUGUUGAGGGGGCGCGAGCCGACGUGACGGAGCACAAGAAGGCGAAGAAGGAAAAGCAGGAGAAGAAGGAGAAGAAGGAGAAGAAGGAGAAGAAGGAGAAGAAGGACAAGAAGGACAAGAAAGAGAGGAGAGAGAAGAAGGAGAAACAAGUGGAGGAGGAGGGCAAGGGGGGCGCGGAGAGGGCGAAGAAGAAGCGAGACAGAGGCGCGGACGAGGCCGGCAAGUCGAAAAAGGAAAAGAAGAGGAAGGAGGAGGCGUAG
This is a messenger RNA of Pedinophyceae sp. YPF-701, 660 nucleotides long. NCBI's taxonomy places the organism in Eukaryota, Viridiplantae, Chlorophyta, Pedinophyceae. The record is from the annotation of a GenBank genome assembly.